This is a messenger RNA of Neltuma alba, 1626 nucleotides long. Its product is annotated as serine carboxypeptidase-like 26. Gene Ontology annotation, cellular component: vacuole. The transcript is spliced from 10 exons. Gene Ontology annotation, molecular function: serine-type carboxypeptidase activity. Gene Ontology annotation, biological process: proteolysis. The record is from RefSeq and is a predicted model, not a curated record. Lineage: Eukaryota; Viridiplantae; Streptophyta; Magnoliopsida; Fabales; Fabaceae. Bases 53 to 1489 code for a protein of 478 amino acids.
UUUAGUAUUAAAUGCUCUGCCCGGAGCGAAUUUGUCCAGCUUAGUUGCAGAUAUGAGUAUUAUUCUCUGCCUUCUGUCCCUUUGUUCCUACCCUUUAGCUAUUCCAUUCAUUAAAGCAUAUGAAAUAAAUGUAGAAUCGCAUGAACUUGAUAGGGUAACUAAUCUUCCUGGCCAACCUACAACUCCAUCAGUCUCACAAUUUUCAGGUUACAUCACUGUCAAUAAGGAUCAUGGGAGAGCCCUUUUCUACUGGUUCUUUGAAGCUCAAUCUGAACCAUCCAAGAAGCCUCUUCUUCUCUGGCUCAAUGGAGGACCUGGAUGCUCCUCAAUUGGGUAUGGUGCUGUUGUUGAAAUAGGACCUCUUACAGUCAACAAAAAUGGUGAAGGACUGGAAUUCAACCCCUAUUCCUGGAAUAAAGAGGCAAAUUUGUUAUUUGUGGAGUCACCAGUCGGAGUUGGUUUUUCUUACACCAACACAUCUUCUGAUCUCAGCAUAUUAGAGGACAGCUUUGUGGCUGAAGAUGCCUACAAUUUCUUGGUAAAUUGGCUGCAAAAGUUCCCGGAGUUUAAAUCUCAAGAUUUCUUUAUAUCAGGAGAGAGUUACGCUGGCCACUAUAUCCCUCAGCUGGCAGAGCUCAUCUUUGAUCGAAACAAAGAUAAAAACAAAUACUCAUUUAUCAAUCUUAAAGGCUUUAUUGUGGGGAAUCCGGAAACCGAAAAUUAUUAUGAUUAUAAGGGCCUUCUGGAAUAUGCAUGGAGCCAUGCAGUCAUAUCAGAUCAGGAAUAUGACAAAGCAAAAAAUGUUUGUGAUUUCAAGCAAUUUUAUUGGUCUGAGGAAUGCAAUGAGGCCAUGAAUGUGGUCUUCCGAGAUUACAAGGAGAUAGAUAUUUACAACAUUUAUGCCCCCGCAUGUCGCCUAAAUAAUACUCCCUCCAUGGCUCAUGACAGUAAUAAUAGAGGCUCCGAAUCAGUUCCUGAGGGUGUAAGUGAUUUCAGACUGAGAAGGAUGAGGCUUUUUGGAGGCUAUGACCCAUGUUAUUCAACUUAUGCAGAAGAAUAUUUCAAUAGGAUAGAUGUUCAGUCAUCUUUUCAUGCUAAUUUUAAAGGAGGAAACACUAGUGUUGCAUGGAAGACUUGCAACGACUCCAUAUUAAAUACAUAUAACUUCACCGUUUUCUCUGUCCUUCCCAUCUACACGAAACUCAUCAAGGGUGGUCUCAAAGUGUGGAUUUACAGUGGGGACGCGGAUGGCAGGAUUCCAGUGAUAGGGACAAGAUAUUGCAUUGAAGCCCUUGGAUUGCCGCUCAAGUCUAGCUGGCGAACUUGGUACCAUGAUAAUCAGGUGGGAGGAAGGGUAGUGGAGUAUGAAGGGCUAACAUAUGUGACAGUAAGAGGAGCAGGACACUUGGUGCCACUCAACAAGCGUAGUGAGGCUCUCUCCCUCAUUCAUUCUUUCCUCACAGGACAGAGUCUCCCUGCUCAUCCCUGACCUCCUACUCAUUGAGUUAAUUUAUGUUUCUUUUUUGUUUCAUGUUGUGAUAAAUAUUAUUCUAAAUAAAUUCCAAUGAACUAGUUGGUGAAAAGAAUGGAAAAUUAAAUCGAACAGUCACUAUAGUUUUACACUCA